This is a messenger RNA of Aplysia californica (California sea hare), 1253 nucleotides long. RefSeq lists its product as uncharacterized. The transcript has 5 exons. The record is from RefSeq and is a predicted model, not a curated record. Lineage: Eukaryota; Metazoa; Mollusca; Gastropoda; Aplysiida; Aplysiidae. Bases 831 to 1232 code for a protein of 133 amino acids.
AACGUCCAAAGUCGGCCUAGGCCUUCCAAGAGGCCUGGAUCUAGGCCUUGCCACUCUCUUUUCACUCGCGAACUGAACAACCAAUCACUGGCAUGCGAAAUGCACCACAUGACGUCAUCGCAAUGGCAGCCAUAGGAAGUUGUUGAGUGUGUACAGUUACUUGUGUUGGAAACUUGUUGCGCUUUCUCAGUGACGUUGGACUUCAUACGAUUUAGAAUCUAUGACUAUUUCGUCUGCUGUAUAUGUUUCAUGACAGAUAUGUGUAUCUUGUUUUCAGUGAGUAGUUAAAAUGUAGAAGUGAUUGUGAAGAAUUGUUGCCUCUUGACUUGUACUUUCACCCACUGGACUCGACUCGGUCUCCUGUACUGUAGGCCUACUGUAGAUCUAUCGUACCGUGCUGCAUGGGGUGCCUUUAAGUGUGCACCAUUGCCGUGUUGAGUCUGUGUGUUCACGGGGGUGUGCGAUCGAGAAAGUGAUAUUUUCCCCAAAGAGGAUAUAACUAGAUCUAGAUCUAGCAUCGGAUAGAAACAUUUCAGUUUGUUUGUGUGCUUGAAGGACGUGCUUGAAUUUUCUUUUCAUCUGAAAAUAUUGGAUUCUUCGCUUUCUGGGCCUGUCACUGUCGUGGGAUUUAGUCUAGACUCAAGAAUCUAGCCUACACUUUGACUUUGGUAAAUUCUAUGACUGGAUAUCUUCCCCUUGGACUUCAAUGGUGUUCACCCGUUUCAAGGAUUAUGUAGCAGUUUCUGGAUAUACCUUCAGCUUUUUCUGUUGGCCUGUAUGACCAUGAACUUUCACCCGCCGUGCCCCUUGUGGCGCGAGAACCCGUGUCCAUGACCAAGAAAGCCCGGGAAAACGGUGUGGCCAGCAUGGAUAAAAACCCGAAUGACAACGAUGUUGGCAUUCAAGACGUGGUGGCCUCGAUUACGAGGGAUCUCAAGAGAGGUCUCAGUAUGGGCAACAAGCAUGCCCGCCAGGUGGCCAUACACGCUCUGCAGAAACGAACGGAGCUGAAAGUCAAGUGUGAAUUUGGGGGAGAGAAAAGAGUGACGUCCGUGUCGCGGCCAGUGGAGUUCGGGCAGCUAUGUCAGCGGCUACAGGAGAUGUAUCAGAUGCCGCUCAAUGUCUUCUACACACAGUGCAAUGGAGAGGUGAGUUGGGGACACGUGCAUUCAUCAAACAGUAAGCACCCGCUUGCGCGCGGGCUCACACGUGCACUCGUAUCACGCAUGUGACACACACACACACACACUCAC